Penicilliopsis zonata CBS 506.65 is the source of this 693-nucleotide messenger RNA. RefSeq lists its product as hypothetical. Bases 1 to 693 code for a protein of 230 amino acids. The transcript has a single exon. The record is from RefSeq and is a predicted model, not a curated record. NCBI's taxonomy places the organism in Eukaryota, Fungi, Ascomycota, Eurotiomycetes, Eurotiales, Aspergillaceae.
AUGCCUCACUCUCUCCCCGAGGCCUCGCAAUGGCGAGUUUGGAAGAGCGUCGAGAUUUUCUUCACCCUCCUACUAAACAGCCAGCUGCGCCGUCGGUGGCGCAUCGAAUGUGAAUGGGAAGAGCACGAGUCCCUUCUACAUCGCACCUACCGCCGCCCGAUGAUCCUUCUCGAGUCGAUCCCUACCUUCAGCCGCUGGUCCGGCAAGAGCCAAGAGCUCGAAACUCUCAAGCAACGAGUGCGAGUAAUACGUGCCCGCGCCGAAAAGGAACGCGAGCUUGUCGCUGAGAUCCUCCAGCGCGCCCUUGAAAGCGGCACCAUGCCCGGCACCACGCCCACACCCAUGACGCCCACCUUAACGGCGGGCUGCCCGACCGACUUCUGCCACACCUGCAUCUGCUCUGGCGACGUUGCUGCCAUCUUCCUGACCAGAUGCGGGCACCGUGUCUGCUGCUCCUGUCUAGCUUAUAGUGUGCUCCCCACAGGCGAAUAUGUCUGUGGCAUCUGUCUCGAACCAACAGAGCUGGCCUCGUCGAGGAGAAUGUCGCAUGUGUCGAGAUCGAGUCUGUUCUCCACAUCGACAACAACGACGUCGGCGACCGAGAUCGACGACGAAGAGUCAGACAACACCGACUCUUCGUCCAUAGAGGGAUACUCGUGGAAACCACGAGGGUUAAGCAUCUCGCAGCAUUGA